CUUCUUUCACUUCACCGUUCAGCCUCCGCACAAGGAUAUCAUAGCUAUCCUCAACUCACCCUUUCACCCUCCCCCCCACUCGACUCGAAUCAAUUCGCAUAUACCGAGUCCCAAUUGCGCGUCUUGUCUCUCGUCGCAUUGCAUCAUCGCUGCAUUGAGUCAUCGCCGUUAGCGCAGUUGCAUAUCGAAUCAUAACACCCACAUACACACAUACCAAUUGAACACAUUCCACCAUGCCGGGAUCAUAUCGAGUCAUUGAACCGCACCCGUCGGUUCCUCACACCAGCCGUCCAGCUUUACACACGGCUCGUGGAGGCGCCGGCAAUGUUAUCAAUUUGAAGGGCACCAAGACCACCCCCUCCCAGACGGCCACCGGACCUGCGUCGUUGACGCGCCUCGAUUCGCGCGUGCCCACCACCUUUACGUCCGGCCGGGGCGGCGCCGGCAAUGUGCACAGCAGCAGCGAGCGCGCCAUCUUUAGCUUCGACGAGGAAUUGGAACGGGAGCUCCGCCGCGCCGCGCCCGUUUACCACGUCGGCCGCGGGGGUGCCGGAAACAUGGUCUUUCGCGACGACUCAUCCAGCAGCCUCUCGCGCAAGCUCUCCGCUAGCAGCAACGGCACCAGCAGCAGCUCUGGCUCCGCGCGCGAGCGUGCUCUUCGCGGUCUGAAUAAGGGAUGGGGCAAGCUCCGGAGCAUGGCAUAGGCCGGCUGGUUAGCUUUCGCUGGGACAACCACCACCAUUGCAACUUCUCGCCUUCAUUCAACAUUUGCUUCUACACAAAAGCGUCUGCGAACUUGUCCUUCUGAACCAUGACUCUCACGACUUCACGACUCCCA
This is a messenger RNA of Aspergillus homomorphus CBS 101889, 838 nucleotides long. RefSeq names its product DUF3602 domain-containing protein. The record is from RefSeq and is a predicted model, not a curated record. The transcript has a single exon. Lineage: Eukaryota; Fungi; Ascomycota; Eurotiomycetes; Eurotiales; Aspergillaceae. The coding region runs from base 234 to 704 and encodes 156 amino acids.